Messenger RNA from Juglans microcarpa x Juglans regia, 1801 nucleotides. Its product is annotated as molybdate transporter 1-like. The record is from RefSeq and is a predicted model, not a curated record. Bases 221 to 1645 code for a protein of 474 amino acids. Lineage: Eukaryota; Viridiplantae; Streptophyta; Magnoliopsida; Fagales; Juglandaceae. Gene Ontology annotation, molecular function: molybdate ion transmembrane transporter activity. The transcript has a single exon. Gene Ontology annotation, biological process: molybdate ion transport.
ACAAGGGCUCAAAGUCAAACGUAGAGCAGUUACCUUGGGCCACCAAUAGCGGCUGUGGCACGUCGAAUAUAUUUUUUGUUUUCUCCCGGUGCCCUCUAAAUCAAUCGAAAAGACAUAUUAACCUUCUGUCAGCUUGGAAUCCAGUAUAAAAUACGGCAUCAAUCCAUAUUUAUUCCCAACCUUCCAUGUUGCAUUCGUCUUCUCUCACUGUUACACUUCCAUGGAGGCCCAGAACCCUAAUACCCCACAUCUGCAUGGCCUCCAAAACCCACCUGAAACCGCUCGCAAAUCUUCUGUGUCCGGUUUCACGGCUAAAGUUGUAGACAAAGUGAAAACCAACUUGGUUUUCCGGUCGAAAUGGGCUGAAUUGAAUGGGGCAAUGGGGGACUUAGGCACGUAUAUACCAAUAGUGUUGGCCUUGACACUUGUGGAUAACCUUAACCUGGGUACAACAUUGAUCUUUACCGGGCUCUACAACAUUAUAACUGGGGCCGUUUAUGGCGUCCCCAUGCCUGUGCAGCCCAUGAAGUCCAUCGCUGCCGUGGCCAUCUCCGGGACCGGCUUUGGCGUCCCGGAAAUCAUGGCUUCCGGAAUCUUGACCGGGGGGAUUUUAUUUGUUUUAGGUGUCACGGGGUUGAUGCAGCUCGUGUAUAAGAUAAUUCCUCUUUCUGUUGUUAGGGGAAUUCAGCUGGCACAAGGCUUGUCAUUUACCCUGACCGCGGUGAAGUACAUUAGAAAAGUUCAGGAUUUUUCUAAGUCUAUAGGGGAAAGGCCCUGGCUUGGAUUGGAUGGAAUGGUCUUGGCCAUUGUUUGUGCUUGUUUUAUUGCCAUUGUCAAUGGUGCGGGCGACGAACAAAGGGAGGAAAGAGAUGAAGAAGUCAAUGGUACUCAUGAUUUGGGUUAUGAAGAGAGGCCCCCAAGAUCAAAAGGAGGAAACUUUAGAAGAAUUAUCUUCUCACUUCCUUCAGCUUUUAUGAUAUUUCUUUUGGGUGUUGUAUUGGCUUUUAUAAGAAACCCUAAAGUGGUGAACGACAUCAAAUUUGGACCAUCUUCUUUUGAAGUGGUGAAAAUAUCGAAACAUGCUUGGAGGGAAGGGUUCAUCAAGGGAACAAUUCCUCAGCUCCCCUUGUCAGUAUUAAAUUCUGUGAUAGCUGUGUGCAAGUUGUCAUCUGAUCUUUUUCCGGAAAAGGAUUUCUCGGCCACGUCCCUUUCGGUGACUGUAGGAUUAAUGAAUAUUAUAGGAUGUUGGUUUGGAGCCAUGCCGAGUUGCCAUGGCGCCGGAGGGCUAGCAGGCCAGUACAAGUUUGGUGGCAGAAGUGGUGGGUGUGUGGCUCUUCUUGGUACAGCCAAAUUGGUCUUGGGUUUGGUAUUAGGGAGUUCUUUGGCCAAGAUUUUGAACCAAUUUCCUGUUGGGGUCUUAGGAGUUCUCCUCCUGUUCGCCGGGAUUGAACUAGCCAUGGCUUCAAGGGACAUGAAUACCAAGGAGGAAUCCUUUGUGAUGCUUCUUUGCACAGCCGUUUCUCUAGUUGGCUCGAGUGCGGCGCUUGGCUUCGUGUGCGGGAUUGUUGCGCAUUUGAUUUUAAAGCUACGAAAUUUUAGUAAGGAUCAAUCCCUUUCUACGGGAUGGAUGCAUGGAAACCCUUAGCCAAGUGAUCUUAAUGUUUACCACAUGCAUAUAUGCAGUUGCAUGUGCUUUGUUUGAAGGAUUUGCUUUUGAGGUUUCGGAUUUGAAGUUUGAAGUACCGAUGUGAAUGAAAGUUCUUGGUGGCAAAAAUUAAGUCAAGUCAUUGCAUGUUCUACU